AUGGAUUCACAAUCAUCAGUGACUGUGAACGGGGUGACUAAGAAUCCUCAUGACGAGAAGCCUGAGAAGUUCAAGGGAAUUGACUUCAAGAGAUGGCAACAGAAGAUGCUGUUUUAUCUCACAACCAUGAAUCUGGCACAUGUUGUCAGAGAGGAGGCUCCCAAAUCAGGAGAAAAUCCAAUGUCUAAGGAAACAAUGAUGACCAUUGAGGCUUGGAAACAAUCUGAUUUCCUGUGCAGAAACUACAUCCUUAACAGGCUUGAUGAUACUCUGUAUGACAUUUAUUCGUCAUACAAUUCUGCAAAGGAAGUUUGGGAAUUACUUGAGAAAAAAUACAAAACAGAAGAUGCUGGUGCCAAAAAAUUCGUGAUUGGCAAAUUUCUCAAGUAUGCCAUGGUUGAUUCGAAGACUGUUAUUAAACAGGUUGAAGAACUUCAAAUUCUGAUCCAUGAUUUGCUUGCAGAGGGGUGCUCUAUUAAUGAACACUUCCAGGUUGGAGCAAUCAUAGAGAAACUGCCUCCAUCAUGGAAAGACUUCAAAAUUUAUUUGAAGCACAAGCGCAGAGAGAUGUCUAUGGAGGAUCUGAUUUUGAGGCUUCGAGUUGAGGAGGAUCACAGGAAAGGUGACAAGGGUGAAGUGCCUGUCAUGGAAGCCAAAGCCAAUGUCGUUGAGACAUCAAAGCCAAAAUUCCAGAAUAACAAGGGCAAGAAAGUUGCAAAGAACUAUGGCAAAACUCAUGCACCAAAAGGCAAGGAUUUCAAGAAAAUCAAAGUGUCUGAAACCAAUCUGGUUUCUGAUACUAAGGACUGGUGGGUUGAUACAGGUGCUACUAGGCACAUUUGUGGUGACAGAAAUCUGUUCACUGAUUACGAACAGAAUUCUAGUGGUGAGAAACUGUACAUGGGAAAUGCCUCUGCAUCUGCAGUUGAAGGCAAAGGCAGUGUGCUGCUGAAGUUCACUUCUGGGAAGGUUUUAACCCUAUUGGAUGUGCUGCAUGUUCCUGAAAUUAGGAAGAACUUAGUGUCUGGCCCAAUUCUUAGUAAGAAGGGUUUCAAACUUGUAUUUGAAUCUGACAAGUUCAUCCUAACCAAAGGAGGGCUGUUUGUAGGAAAGGGUUACCUUGCUGAUGGUUUGUUCAAACUCAAUGUAACUGGCAAUGAUGCUUUUAAUAAUAAUAUAAAUAAGGUUUCCGUUUACUUUGCUGAGUCUUCUAAUAUUUGGCAUGCUAGAUUAGAAUCCAAGUUUUCUAGGCAAACCUUUAAAUCUGUUCAAGGAAGAUCAAAUGAAUUACUUGGAUUAAUUCAUAGUGACCUUUGUGACUUUAAAUCUACACCAACUCGUGGUGGGAAAAAUUAUUAUAUAACAUUUAUAGAUGAUUGCAGUAAGUAUUGUUAUGUAUACUUAAUACAUAGCAAGGAUGAAGCCUUACAGAUGUUUAAGACAUACAAGGCAGAAGUUGAGAAUCAACUUGAUAGAAAAGUGAAAGUACUUAGAUCAGAUAGAGGUGGAGAAUAUGAGUCCACUGCAUUUUCUGAUUUUUGUGCAACUCAUGGAAUUAUACAUCAAACCACUGCACCAUAUACACCGCAACAAAACGGUGUAGCAGAAAGGAAAAAUAGAACUUUCAAGGAUAUGAUAAAUUCCAUGUUGAAUAGCUCUGGGCUUCCACACAAUCUGUGGGGUGAAGCCUUACUUACUGCAAAUCACAUCUUGAACAGAAUUCCACAUAAGAAGAGUAAACAAUCUCCUUAUGAAAUGUGGAAAGGACGGAUUCCUACAUACAAGACACUGAAAGUGUGGGGUUGCCUAGCUAAAGUACAAGUACCCUUACCAAAAAGGGUAAAACUUGGACCUAAAACUAUUGAUUGUGUUUUCAUAGAAUCUGUUGAUGCUGAUUUCUUUGAGGAAAUUUUUCCUUACAAAGAAAAGAGGUCCGGUUCAAACAAAAGGAAAGUACAUGAUGGAAAUCCUGAUGAACCAUCCUCUUCAGGUGUCCAAGAAAAGGAAGUGGAACCUAGAAGAGGAAAGAGGACUAAAACACCAAAAAGUUUUGGACCAGAUUUUGUAAGUUUCCUGACUGAAGAAGAACCACAAACUUAUAAGGAAGCUAUGGCUUCACCUGAGGCUCCUUUAUGGAAGGAAGCUGUUAAUAGCGAAGUAGAAUCCAUUAUGCAGAACCAUACGUGGGAAUUGGUUGAUUUACCACCUGGUAACAAACCAAUUGGAUAUAAAUGGAUUUUUAAAAGAAAGCUAAAAGCCGAUGGUACUAUUGAUAAAUACAAGGCACGUUUAGUUGCUAAAGGGUAUCGGCAAAAGGAAGGGUUGGAUUAUUUCGACACUUAUUCUCCAGUAUCAAGAAUUACAUCUAUAAGGAUGUUAAUUGCUAUAGCUGCAAUACACAAUAUGGACAUACAUCAAAUGGAUGUAAAAACAGCUUUCUUGAAUGGGGAAUUAGAUGAAGAAAUAUACAUGGAACAACCAGAAGGUUUUGUGGUAAAAGGUCAAGAAACUAAAGUCUGUAAACUUGUUAAGUCUUUAUAUGGACUUAAACAAGCACCAAAACAAUGGCAUGAAAAGUUUGAUCAUACAAUGAUGUCACACGGAUUUAAGAUCAAUGAAUGUGACAAGUGUGUCUACAUAAAAAACAACAAGAAUUCUUGUGUUCUUGUAUGUUUAUAUGUUGAUGACAUGCUCAUAAUGGGAACGAGUAAGGAUGCAAUAAAUUCUACAAAGAAGAUGUUGAAUUCAAGUUUUGACAUGAAAGACCUAGGUCAAGCUGAUGUCAUAUUGGGAAUUCAAAUCAAAAGAAAUAAUGAUGGGCCAGACUUAGCUUAUUCAGUAAGCAGGCUUAGUAGAUACACAAGCAAUCCUGGACAUGAUCAUUGGGAAGCACUAAUAAAGGUGCUAAGAUAUUUGAAAUACACCCAAGACUAUGGAUUGCACUACACUAGAUAUCCACCAGUUCUAGAAGGCUAUAGUGAUGCAAAUUGGAUUUCUGAUAGUACAGAAACCAAAUCAACUAGUGGAUAUGUAUUUACAUUAGGUGGAGCUGCAGUAUCCUGGAAAUCCUCUAAACAGACGUGUAUAGCACGCUCUACAAUGGAAUCAGAGUUUGUAGCCUUAGAUAAAGCUGCUGAAGAAGCAGAAUGGCUGAGAAACUUCCUAGAGGACAUUCCAAUGUGGCCUAAGCCUGUGACAGCAAUUUGUAUACAUUGUGAUAGUAUGGCUGCACAAGCAAGAGCCAAGAGUGGUGUAUACAAUGGAAAGUCAAGACAUAUCAGGCGUAGGCAUAAUACAAUUAGACAAUUGCUCUCAAAUGGAAUUAUAUCCAUUGACUAUGUGAAGUCAAAGGAAAAUAUUGCAGAUCCUUUGACAAAAGGCCUACCAAGAGAGCAAAUCAAAUUUACAUCGAGAGGAAUGGGAUUGAAGCCAAUCCAAUGA
Messenger RNA from Prunus armeniaca (apricot), 3441 nucleotides. The record is from the annotation of a GenBank genome assembly. Lineage: Eukaryota; Viridiplantae; Streptophyta; Magnoliopsida; Rosales; Rosaceae.